AUGAGAUGGUAUGUACAGCGAUGCCUAUGGCCUUGCAAAACAAAUUCAACAUUUCUUCUGGAUACUGAUUGUCUUGCAAAUGCCGAGGACGUUAAAGCAGAUGACAAUGGUAAAUUCCGUCACAAUGGGGAAAAAAUCGACUUCGUUGAAUUAAGUGAAGGGCAAGUCAGGCAGAUUAAAGAGAAGCCAGACACUCUUGAACGGGGGCAGUAUAAGCUUUCCAGAACAUAUUGGGUGCAUUCUAGUAACUCUGAUUUCAAGCGACGGCUGACUGAAUUAGAGGAUCAUUCUGGUGACAAAUCUCCCGUCGUUAUAUUACAGUAUCAAUUUUCUGGAGAUCCCACAGAUAUUACAGUGGAACAGCACAAGAACGCUAAGAAAAUACCGAAGCCGUUCUAUGUCACUGCGAAAAGCACAAGAGACAAAAUCUCGCAAAAAGCUCAGACGGCCUUGGGCCCUUCAUCAAUAUACGACGAGUUAUACGAAGAUGGUGGUGGUAUCUUGGACAAAACAGCUUCUUGCACAGUUCCACGAAGUGUCUCGCAGGUCAAGUACGAACGAGGCAAGCUUCGAAAGCAGCAUAGCAAAGAUGAGUUGGCAGAGCUAAUAGAGAAAUGCAAACAGUCUCAAGGCAGUUUUGUUCAUUCACUUCAAGUCGGUCCAGACAUCAGAGUCGUUCUCGCCACUAAGUCUCAGUUAGAGGACUUGGUCAAGUUCUGCUGUGAUCCUGAAAGCUUUUCAAUUCUUGGUGUUGAUGUCACUUACAACAUUGGACAUUUCUAUGUGACAACCACUACCUACAAUCACCUAAUGCUAGUUACCCGUGAGACAGGAACAAGCCCAACAUUUCCUGGUCCAAUGAUGAUGCACACGAAAGAAUCUUCCGAAGAUUUCCACUAUUUUGGAAGCACGCUUAAAGAACAAAACCAUGAAGUCGAGAACAUUCUUUUCAUAGGGAGUGACCGCCAGAAGUCCAUCGACAAUGGUUUAUGCACCUAUCAUUGUUUUCCCCCUGAGGGGGGGGGUGCGGGCGACCCAGGGGACUUUGACCACACUAUGAAGCCCCAGUGAGGGGAAUUUGACCUAUGCAUCAACUCCCAGAGUCGGGAAAUUUUGACAUCCGCCAUCUUGAAAGUUUGCGCGGUUUUGAUAUUAAGAAGCCUGGUAACAACUAUGGCAAUAUGGCGGACAAACAAGAAGAUCAAGUUUCAUCGAAAAAGGUAUUUUAAUCCAUAUUAAUAUCACACUACAUUAAACCAUCCAUGUUUGAUUUAUAUUAUAUUAUAUCAUAUAUGUCUUUUUAUUAAAAUAUGUAUGUUUUUUUAAUGAAUAAAUAAUUUUUGGUGAUUUAAUUAAUAUAAAAUAUCUUAUGAAUGCCCAGGGCAGUCAUGCGAUAAGUUUUAUAUUUACAUAUAUUAAAAUUUUGUUUUCGUUUCAAAACAGGUUCUACUUCAGUAUGACGACAGUCGGAAGGUGGUUUUCGUGGACAAAUUCUCCGACAUUGUCAACAAAGCGAGGGAAUGUUUUGAAUUAAAUAAAGGAAACGUAUUGAUUGUCCAGAAAUAUGAUGAAGAAUGGAGCGAGUACAUAGAUUGUAACAGUUUUGCCCAGAUUAAUACUGGUGAUAAACUUAAAAUAAUAUUGAACCAAACCUGCCGAUCUGAUGAUGGUCAAGAUACAUCUCUAGUAAGUAUUAAACUACACUUUUCCUCAACACUAUCAACUCAUGCAAUUUGAACAUUCAAAGCCAUUUUUAUAUUACUUAUGCAUUCUUUAAAUGGGAUAUAUUGGUUCGAAUUACAUGUAUUAAUUGUUAAAUAUUGUCAAUGAUGUAGUCACAACAAACCAGGGAGGUUGCAACAUAAUGGAUUUGCAUGAAUCCUGUAAAUGUUCAGGCCAACAACUCUGCAUGGGGGAGUGGCUCUAGCUAUGUCUCUGAAUGUUUAUAUAAAGAAAAAGAAAUGGCAUUUAUAUCUAAGCAAAAAAAAAUGGCAAAUAAAUAAAGAAAUGGCAUUUAUAUUUAUAUCUACUGUUGUGGUGACCCUGCCAUGAAUGCAUGACAAUGGCGAAGUUAAAUAAUUAAAUAAAUAAAUAAAUAAGCUGUAUAAAAUGGUGAUGUGACCUCUUUUAGAAAAUAUUUGAUAUGCUGCAGAUACUGAAAGAAUUUGUAGACUAAACCCAUUAACUGCCAGUACCCUACUACUGAAGAGUAAAAUCAUUGUUUACUUAUAGCCAAUUAAAGUAAAACAGGCUGGCGUUGGGCAGAGUAAAAUACAAUAGAAGGGCAUAUCUGCCUCAUUGCCAUAUGGGAUAUAAUCAUGCACUAUGCAGGGUUUGGGAGAAAGGGAAUUAUAAUUGUUUCACAAUACUAAUCUGUAUUUUAACAGAAUGACUCCACAAAGAGGGACUUACCCAAAGAGAAGGUUCGACAAGUAUUCAAAGGCCAAAAGAAAAUAAAACUAUCAACAAAGGGUGAAAUGAUCCUUGAGCCUUUACAAGAGCAGGUAAAUUAAGUUAACACACACAUGAUAUACUUUGAUAUUCAUAAAAAAAUGAUUUGGUGCUGGAAAUUGUAUUUUUCCACUAUUAAAUUCUUUCCAAUGUAAAAUGAGGCACCCAAAUUAAAACUAUAGAAUUUGUAUGACAAUUACAAAUUACUAUAAUUGAAAUAUGAACAUUGAGCUAUACAGGUAUAUCCAGAAAAUAUGUUGUUUUGUGCAUGUGAAUACAUUCAUUCAUUCAGACUUUUUUCAGGAUAUUGUGAACCUUCAAGCUCAGACAGAACAUGAGUCAAUACAAAGAGGGCAAAUAUAUCAAAGACCAGAACAUUUACUAAAACCAUAUGAAAAAGCAAUAAAUGCUGCAUCAGAAGAGUUG
Messenger RNA from Paramuricea clavata, 2877 nucleotides. Lineage: Eukaryota; Metazoa; Cnidaria; Anthozoa; Malacalcyonacea; Plexauridae. The record is from the annotation of a GenBank genome assembly.